Molecule: messenger RNA, 3640 nt
Organism: Sphaerulina musiva SO2202
Lineage: Eukaryota; Fungi; Ascomycota; Dothideomycetes; Mycosphaerellales; Mycosphaerellaceae
Product: DNase I-like protein
Exons: 1
Coding region: 12-3473 (1153 amino acids)
Biological process (GO): phosphatidylinositol dephosphorylation
Cellular component (GO): membrane; cytoplasm
Molecular function (GO): phosphatidylinositol-4,5-bisphosphate 5-phosphatase activity; phosphatidylinositol-3,5-bisphosphate 5-phosphatase activity
Source: RefSeq, a predicted model, not a curated record
GCGAACAAGACAUGCAGGGCUAUCGAACGCUGUCCUCGUUGUCCAUCCAGGGCACUCUCGGUCUGGUGACGGUCAAUGGAGACGUCUUCCUUUGCGUGGUGAAUUCCAGCAAAAAGGCUGCCGAGGUCAGACCGGGAGAACGGGUCAACAAGAUCAUGGGAGUCGAUUUCCAUUGCCUGACUUCCAAUCAGUACGAUCACUUGCUUCACGAUCAGGUCAACCCUUUCCCGACGGACCAUCUGGACGCCGAUGCUUACGAUAGAGGCGGGCAUCGAGAUGCUUUGCUCGAACAUCCCUGUUCGAAGCUGAAGAAAUUACUCUCGGAAGGGACAUUCUACUAUUCUGCCGACUUUGAUCUCACGAAACGCGUUCAGGAUCGUCCAGCAGAGACUACCACGGUCUCCAUUGACAGCUUGGAUGGCGGCUUUCUGUGGAAUACGUACAUGAUUCAGCCACUGGUCGAUUUCCGAAGCAGGCUCAGCGGCAGGGAGAAGGCGGCACUGGACGAGAGCAGGAUCUUGACAUCUGCCAUAAGAGGCUAUGCGAACACUGUUGCAAUUCCCGCCGCAAGUUCACCUGCGAGAGGCGAGACCAGCGGCUUGCCUAGUAACAUGACUCUGAUCUCCAGGCUGUCAUGCCGAAGAGCCGGUACACGAUUCAAUUCGAGAGGCAUUGAUGAUGAUGGGAACGUGGCCAACUUCUCCGAGACCGAGACGAUCUUCACCACAGAUCGUUUGUGCUAUUCUUACGUGCAGUGCAGAGGCAGCGUGCCUUUGUUCUGGGAACAGGCUUCCGGCCUGCCAGGACAGCAAAAGAUCCAGAUCACUCGGUCUGCUGAGGCGACGCAACCGGCUUUUGACAAGCACAUGCAGCGGCUUUCGGAGACCUAUGGCGAUAUCGUGGCUGUAAACCUCCUCAGCGAGGAGAAGCCGCAAGAGACGCAAUUGACGCGACUCUAUAUGCAUCAUAUUGACAACAGCUUGCUCAACACUCACGCAAAAGGGGCGGAGUCCGAGCACAAGCACGUCAUUCCGGUGAACUACGAUUUCCACGCAGAGACCCGGGGGCCGAACGGGUACCAGGCUGCCAGCGGAAUCAGGAGAUCGAUUGAGAAGGCUGUAGACGCAUUUGAGUACUACCUGUCGGAAGAUGCACCGGGCAUUGUUAAUCAGAAUGGUCGCAAACAUUCCGCCAUUGUACAGAACGAGAUCCUGAAGCAAGCUGGUGUAUUCAGGACGAACUGCUUGGACUGCCUCGACCGCACAAACCUGGUCCAGACCAUCAUCUCGCAGAUUGCUUUUGAGUUGUUCUUGGAGCAGCGACGCGAACCCAGGCCCACAUCAGACUUUUGGGCAAGACAUGGUAUACUUUGGGCUGACAAUGGUGACGAACUCUCCAAGAUAUACGCCGGCACAGGAGCUCUCAAGUCGUCCUUCACGAGAUCUGGCAAAAUGUCGAUUGCAGGAACACUGGCCGAUAUCAGGAAGUCGGCACAGAGGCUCUACAUCAACAACAUCGAAGAUCCACGGAAACAGACGAUUAUGGAUAUGCUGCUUGGUCGCUUGGUUGGCCAGACUCCAGUGCACUUGUACGAUCCGAUCAAUGAUUGGGUCACGAUAGAAUUGGGCCGACGAUACCGAGAGUACACGAGUACCGACAAGAUUAACAUUUGGGCUGGAACUUUCAAUCUGAAUGGACGAACGCACGGCCUAGGCGAAGAUCUGAGUCCGUGGUUAUGUCCCGAAGUUGAGAAAGAGUAUCGAUCACCAGAAAUAGUUGCCGUGGCGUUCCAGGAAAUUGUUGAUCUUGAUGUCAAUCAGAUUUUGUCAACAGACCCACUGCGACGGUCAAUGUGGGAGACCGCUGUCCGAGAUACACUUAACAGGAAAGCCCAGAAGUAUGGAGGCGAAGAGUAUGUGAUGCUGAGAGGUGGUCAGCUCGUCGGUGCCUCGCUCUCUGUGUUCGUCAAGGUCAGCGUCCUGCCGAUGAUCCGCAAUGUUGAAGGCGCCGUGAAAAAGACGGGCCUCAGUGGCAUGGCGGGCAACAAGGGCGCUGUGGCAAUUCGCAUGGAGUUCGCAGACACUUCCAUCUGUUUGGUUACUGCCCACCUGGCUGCUGGGUUUGGAAACUACGACGAGCGAAACCAAGAUUACCGCACGAUUUCUUCGGGACUACGCUUCCAACGUAACAAAUGCAUUGAUGACCACGAUACGGCCAUCUGGUUUGGGGACUUCAACUACCGCAUCGGUCUUCACAACGAGCGUGCCCGACAGCUGAUCAAGAUGCGAGACUUGGGCCAGCUGUAUGAGAAUGACCAGCUGAAUUUACAGAUGAUUGGAGGGAAAGUCUUUUUACAUUAUUCGGAGCGGACACCGACAUUCCUGCCCACAUACAAAUUCGACCCUGGAACCGAUGAGUACGAUACUUCUGACAAAGCCCGGAUUCCUGCCUGGUGCGACAGGAUUCUGAUCAAGGGCGACAACAUUCAACAGCUGUACUACGACUCUGCGCCACUGCGCUUCUCGGACCACAAACCAGUAUGGGGACUGUUUUCGUGCGAGGUCUGCGUUGUGGAUCAGGCCAAGAAGGAGCGAAUCAGCAAUGAGUUAUAUGCAAAGCGUCGAGCUGUUGUUGGCAACCAUACCGCUGGCGAUAUGGCAGACAGCGAUGACGAGUCGUUGUACGGAUAUACGUCAGUGGAAGCUGGCCUGCCGCCUGCGAGCUCAAAUGAUAGAAAGUGGUGGCUGGACAAUGGUUUGCCGGCACAAUCGACUGUGAAGCCACCCAGUGCGAGUCACAUUCCCAACCCAGCAAGACUCUCGAAUCCUUUCACACCAAGUAAUGAGCUAGAUUGGGUGAAAGUGGACAUUCCGGGAAAUACCCCACCAUUACAUCCAGCGAGUCUAUCUCGUAGUCCCAGCAGGGGAGGUGUUCGUGGCGAGAUCGUGCCUAGGAAGAGCGCUCCGUCGUUCAAGGCACCACAGCAGAAUGCCCAACAUCCUACGAACCUCGCGGGCACACAAAUGGAUGGUCACGGAGAUCAUCAGCUCAGGCAGACCCUACGCAAGCCUGCUCCCCCGCCGAAGCCUACCAAGCCUAACCUUCUGCGAUCCUCCUCGGGGACGUCCUCAGUUUCCUCCUCGGUGAAGUCUGUCCAUCCUCCUCCAUUGCCCGAAUCCAGACGGGCCCAUAAUGCCCCUCACCAAUCCAUGACUAGAAACGUGAUACUUCCCCCUCCACCGACUCGAGCUAAUGGCGAUACAGAGAAACGGAUUCCCGCUCCUCUGCCUCCGCCACCUAGGAAGCCGGUGAAGACGAAUUUCCAAAAUGGCGGGAAAAUGAGUGCUGAGAAGGACGACGAGAAGGCUCCGGCAUUGCCUGUCAGACGACCUACGGCGCCCCUGAUGGACGAGGAUGGUAAUGGAGAAGCUGAAUUGGGCGGAUGGAUUCCUUUGAGGCCCACAUUGGAAUAAAAGACAGACGGGGUGACACGAAUGAUGUGAGACGAAUAACGUUGGAGGCUUUUAGCGCUUGCACACGUACACUAUUGUUAGUUGAGGCUAUAUCUUGCAGCGUGAAGCACAAGUCGGUGAUUGCAUAGAAGAUGAGAAAAUAAAUCCAUGAUUGCAUGAAAGCUGAG